GAGAGAAAAAUGAGUGAGAAAGGAAAGGAGAUGGUAGUAUUUGAGAAGGAAAUGAAAAAAGGAAAAAUGAGGGAGAAAGGGAAGGGGAUAGAGGGGGAUGAGAGGGAGAUGGUGGAUCACUGGAGCCACGAGCAUCCACUUACUUUGGUGGAUACUCGCGAAAGAGAAUACUGUUAUGGUUGUGAAUUGAGGUUUGGUAGCGGAGAGAAAGCUUAUGGAUGCAGCAUGAAGGUAUGCAGGUAUGCAAAGCUAUUACACGAAGAAUGUGCAGCGAUGGCGAGAGAGAUACGGCAUCCAUUGCACCACCUUCACCCUCAGGCUCAGCACAUCCUCAUCCAACAGCACCAGCCCCACUUUGACAUAUGUGACAUCUGUCAACAGACUAUUCGGUCCAUUGUCUACAGAUGUAGCUUCCGUGGUUAUGGUGAUGAGCAAAUGGCCAACAUCGAUAUCAUACAGCAUCAUCCAAGUCAUCCCGACCAUGAGUUGAAGUUGUUGCAGAGAAGGUCUAUCUUUGAGUGCAAUGCUUGCAACACCAUACACAGCGGGAGUUGGUACAUGUGCACCACAGAUGGCUGUGGAUAUCGGAUCCACCGGAGAUGUGCUUCCUUGCCUCAAACUAUCAAAAGGGAGGACCAUCCUCACUCUCUUUUUCUCUCUUAUCAUGUCCCACUAGAGUAUAGAUAUAGAGGUAUCAGAUAUGAGUACAAAUGUAAUGUUUGCAGCACGAGUUUUCUACCCGAGUGUUGGAUAUAUCAUUGCCAAAUCUGCAUGUAUAUCGUCCACAUCACGUGUGCCUUCAAGGAGCCACUAUGCGGGUUCAACAUACACCUGAGAUGCGCACAAGGGGGUGGCGUGAUUGAUGAUGAGGAUCAAAGGCGCAGCGUCAUUCAUCAUCCAAGCCAUCCCGGCCAUGAAUUGAAGUUGUUGAGGAGAGAAUGUUCCUUCAAGUGCGAUGCUUGCAGAAUCAAAGGGAGUUCGAGUUCAUCCUACACAUGCACCAAUGAUGAUUGCCAGUAUUGGAUCCAUGAAAAAUGUGCUACUUUGCCUCAAAGCUUCAAAAGGGAAGACCACCAUCACUCUCUCUCUUUAUCAUUUGAAGUCCCUUUUGAAUAUCUCAAAUUCAACUACAAAUGUGAUGUGUGCAACACAAUUUUGGUAGUCAAUUAUUGGAUAUAUCAUUGCCAAAUCUGCAGAUUUAUUGUCCACGUCAAAUGCGCCUUCAACAAGCCGCCUCCUCGCAUCACUCUUGAUAUUGGGAGAGUCAUAAUCCGUCUUCCCACAAGUGAGGUGGCUGAGGAGCUAAUUACACCUUUUGUGAUGAGAGAAAAAGGAACAUUCAUGCCUAAUGAUGAUGGCGAUGAGUCGGUGAAUGUGAGAUACUAUAAGUUCAUUCAUCACCAACAUCAACUCACUUUAGUCUCAUCUGGCGAUCGAAGCCAAGAAGAAGAAGAAGAAGAAGACGAGGAGAAUUAUGGAGUGAGAUGGGAAUUGAUAUGUGAUGGGUGCAUCACUCCUAUAUCAUCAUCAUACUACUAUAUGAGUUGCGGUGAAUGCAGAUACAAUCUGCACAUAGCCUGCUUUAACUUACCACCUCAACUCUCCUCUCUCCCACCCCACCACCAACGUGAUGAUCACCACCUACUCCUCCAAUCUUGUGACAAACUACUUCAACCUUGGAAUCGGCAAUAUUGCAGUGUCUGUUACUAUGAUAUAAAUGGGUUGUUUUACGGUUGUGGAGAGUGUGGCUUCAAAGUAGAUAUCAAGUGCGCUUGUAUGCCGUAUACCAUACUUCACGCAGCUCACCCGCAACAUCUCCUCAAUCAUGUAGCUCGGGAUGACCUAUGGAGUGAUCGUGACAACUCACUACGCUUGUUGUGUGCUAGUUGCGAUGCGUAUGCAUUUUAUUAUGAUUGUUACAGGUGCUGCAACAGCUCAUGUGAUUUCAUUGUGCACCUUAGAUGCGCUUUGCUGCCGGCAUCAGUCAGCAGCCGUAGAUGGGACAGCCGCCACCCGCUGCUGUUGAUGUACGACGCCACUCUCAACCGUCCUGGAGAUUUCUACUGCGAUCAAUGCGAAACACAAAUGAAUCCCAGGAGUUGGAUGUAUCGCUGCCGCGCCUGCGAUGUAUCCUUUCAUCCUAAAUGCUUUCCAACUACAUCCGGAGGGUAUAGAAACAUCAAGUUGGGGCAGGAAUGCCAUGUGAAUGCAGAAACCCAUCCACACACUCUCACCUUUCAACUUCUCACCACAAAACGCCGCUGCGACAUUUGCCGUUCCGAUAAGUAUGAACAGCAAGGAUUUUACUGUGCAUUAUGCAACUUCUUCAUUUGUCUCUACUGGUGCGGUAAAAAUAUGAUCGCAAAAGGGGACUUGAAGGCAGUUGAUUUAGAGAAAUUAUCUGUUUUAGAUCAUUAGUUCGUUCAUUACUAUGUAUUCUUAUGUUUGUGGUGUGUUAUGUUUAAUUCAAUACAAGUACUACUAUCGUACUAUUUGUUUUACAUUAAAUAUGAAUGUGAAGGA
Molecule: messenger RNA, 2523 nt
Organism: Salvia hispanica
Lineage: Eukaryota; Viridiplantae; Streptophyta; Magnoliopsida; Lamiales; Lamiaceae
Source: RefSeq, a predicted model, not a curated record